AUGGCGGUUAGCACCCUCGCCCGCAUGCUCAAGGGCCAGGUCCGAUGCUACUCCGCACCAUUGGAUAUGGCCAUUCCGGCCUCCAAGCAGCGCUAUAUCCCUACCACGGGCACUUACCCUCAGGGAUUCUUGGUCUCCGGUACCCACGUCGGUGUCAAGGCAUCCAACACCCGAUUCCCUGACCUUGCGCUCAUUGCGUCUGAGACGCCAUGCUCCGCGGCGGCCGUAUUCACCACAAACAAGUUCCAGGCUGCGCCAGUGCAGGUUAGCCGACAGACCUUGACUACUCGCAAGGGAGAGGGUAUCCGGGCUGUGGUCAUCAACUCUGGGUGUGCCAAUGCUGUUACAGGAAAGGGUGGACUGGAAGAUGCGGUCAAGAUGGGUCACACGGUGGACGAGUGCAGUGGAGCUGAGAAAGAUAGCUCCUUGGUGAUGAGCACUGGUGUUAUCGGCCAGCGAUUGCCCAUCAGCAAGAUCCUGGACCGCAUUCCCACUGCCUAUGCCAACCUCGCCUCGUCACACGAUGCCUGGCUGAGCACCGCUCGCGCCAUUUGCACCACCGAUACCUUCCCAAAGCUGAUCUCCCGCGAAUUCACUUUGCCCUCCUCCCCAGACCGCACCUACCGCCUCGCCGGAAUGACCAAGGGCGCCGGUAUGAUCCACCCCAACAUGGCUACCCUGCUCGGUGUUCUCUGCACAGAUGCCGCCGUUGAGCCCGCAGCUCUGCAGUCGAUCCUCAAACACUCCAUCUCCCGCUCCUUCAACUCGAUCUCCAUCGACGGUGACACCAGCACCAACGACACCAUCGCGGUCCUUGCCAACGGCGCUGCCGGCGGCGAGACCGUGCGCGCACCAUCGUCAGAGGCCAGCGCCGACUACGAGGCCCUGCAGACCGUGUUCACCGAUUUCGCCCAGCAGCUCUCUCAGCUUGUCGUCCGUGACGGUGAGGGCGCCACCAAGUUUGUGACUGUCCGUGUGCGCAACUCUUCCGACUACGAGUCUGCGCGCCAGAUUGCUUCCACCAUUGCCCGCUCUCCCCUUGUUAAGACUGCGCUUUACGGCCGUGAUGCUAACUGGGGUCGCAUUCUCUGUGCUGUGGGUUACACCCAGGGUGUGGCUGAUGGUGUAGUUGUUCCUGAGCGUACCUCUGUGAGCUUCCGUCCUGUGGAUGGUAGCCCUAUUCUUAAGUUGCUGGUCAACGGUGAGCCUGAGACUGUGGAUGAGGAGCGUGCUAGUGCUAUCCUACAGAAUGAGGACUUGGAGAUUGAGAUCGACCUCGGUGGUGGCGAGAAGGGUGCUGCUGGAUGCGGUGGAGAGGAUGCUGUCUACUGGUUCUGUGAUUUCAGCCACGAGUAUGUCACCAUCAACGGUGAUUACCGAACCUAA
This is a messenger RNA of Penicillium longicatenatum, 1386 nucleotides long. RefSeq names its product bifunctional ornithine acetyltransferase/N-acetylglutamate synthase. The record is from RefSeq and is a predicted model, not a curated record. Bases 1 to 1386 code for a protein of 461 amino acids. Lineage: Eukaryota; Fungi; Ascomycota; Eurotiomycetes; Eurotiales; Aspergillaceae. Gene Ontology annotation, biological process: L-ornithine biosynthetic process; L-arginine biosynthetic process. Gene Ontology annotation, molecular function: L-glutamate N-acetyltransferase activity, acting on acetyl-CoA as donor; L-glutamate N-acetyltransferase activity, acting on acetyl-L-ornithine as donor. Gene Ontology annotation, cellular component: mitochondrial matrix. The transcript has 2 exons.